AUGACGGGUCCAAUUGAGGGCGCUGGUCCUCCCAACAUGCAUGUUGACGAGAAGAAUGCUAUCGUGCCACUCGAGAGCAGUGACAUGGAUCGCGGACACAGUCACCAGGAGGUGGCCUAUUCGAGCUCCAAUGAGGCCGGACUUGCAGAAUCUGAGAAGGAUAUUCCUAUGACCUUCCGUCGCUUCAUGGGAUUCGCGGCCAUGGCAUUCUUAUGGACUGGCAGUCAAAUUCCGGUCUAUCUAUUUGGAGGCAUUCCUCCCUAUGUCUACGGCUCCAUCGGAGGUGCGGAUCGGUGGGUUUGGUUUGUCCUCGCAAAUCUACUCGGCCUCGCGGGAGUUUGUCCCUUUGUCGGAUCCUUAUCUGAUUUGAUCGGUCGUCGAUAUGUCGCCAUUAUCGGAGCUGCCCUCAUUGUGAUCGGAAUGAUCAUCUGCAGCACCGCAAACACAAUGAAUAUCUUUAUCGCUGGUAUGGCCAUUGCUGGCGCAGGCGCCGGAGUCAAUGAAUUGACCGCACUCGCUGCAACCUCCGAGAUGGCACCCACUCGCAAGCGAGGUGUCUACGUCGCCGUCCUUAUUUUCACCAUCGUUCCCUUCUGCCCAUCCGUUCUCUGGGCCCAGCUCAUCGCAUACCACAGCAGUUGGCGAUAUGUCGGUGCAUUCAGCGCUGCGUGGAACGCAUUUGGUCUCCUGAUUACAUGCAUUUUCUAUUUCCCGCCCCCGCGUGUCAACUCUACUGGAUUGAGCAGAAGGGAAAUCAUCAAGCGGAUUGACUUUAUGGGUGGCUUCUUGAGCAUUACAGGCUUGAUUAUUUUCCUGGCUGGAUUGCAGUGGGGUGGUUAUAUGUAUUCCUGGACCUCGGCCCAUGUUCUUGCUCCCCUGAUCAUUGGUUUCGCUCUGCUGGUUGCUUUCGGAUUCUGGGAGGUUUAUGGCGCCAAGUACCCGAUCUUCCCGACGCGAUUGAAGCAAGAACCACGAACCUUGGGUCUUACUCUGGUCAUCACUUGCAUCUCUGGCUGCAACUUCUUCUCGGUGCUGAUGUUCUGGCCGACUGAGUCUUUCAAUGUUUAUGGUCAUGACCCUGUCAUGGUCGGUAUUCGGAGUCUUCCCAUUGGAUUUGGCAUUCUGGUUGGAGCUUGCAUUGUGCUUGUUCUGUUGAGUGUGUUCAGAGGACACAACAAGGAGCUUUUGAUCAUUAGCAGUAUCCUGAUGACUGCUGGUUGCGGUGCUUUGUCUAUUGGACGCAUCGACAAUAUGUAUCAGAUGUGGGGAAUCCUGGUUCUCGCUGGUCUGGGAAUCGGGGGUAUUGUUGUCCCUGCUUCAAUCAUUACCACCAUCAUUUGUCCUGAUGACCUGAUUGCUACCAUCUCGGCUCUCACUCUAUCCAUUCGUGUUGUGGGUGGCGGUAUUGGCUACACCAUCUACUACAACGUUUUUAUCUCCAAGUUUGUUCCCAAGGCAACAUACUACAUUGGCGGCGCCAUGGAACAGUACCUUAACAUUACAGAUGUCAGUGUCAUCACAGAAGUCAUCACACUCACUGGUGCUUCUCUGCUCGACGAUAUCAAGGAGAUCCCCGGAAUUGCAGGCAAUGAGGCAGCCUACAACCUAAUCGUUGAAGCAGGCCAGCUGGCUUACUCCGAAUCCUAUAAAUAUGUGUACUAUGUCAGUAUUGCCUUUGGAGUCAUUUCCAUCAUUUCAGCUUGUUUCCUGGGUGACAUCACCAAGUACAUGACUGAUCAUGUCGCUGUGGUGAUGUGA
Penicillium verhagenii is the source of this 1758-nucleotide messenger RNA. Its product is annotated as putative MFS drug efflux pump. The transcript has 8 exons. Lineage: Eukaryota; Fungi; Ascomycota; Eurotiomycetes; Eurotiales; Aspergillaceae. Gene Ontology annotation, biological process: transmembrane transport. The record is from RefSeq and is a predicted model, not a curated record. The coding region runs from base 1 to 1758 and encodes 585 amino acids. Gene Ontology annotation, molecular function: transmembrane transporter activity.